Molecule: messenger RNA, 2721 nt
Organism: Pecten maximus
Lineage: Eukaryota; Metazoa; Mollusca; Bivalvia; Pectinida; Pectinidae
Product: protein cereblon homolog
Exons: 6
Coding region: 2-541 (179 amino acids)
Source: RefSeq, a predicted model, not a curated record
AAUGGCAUCCUCCAGUGGCAGGUGCUCGUUGUCGGCCUCAAAUGUUCUAAACUUUCUUUUUUCGUUGAUUGUCGUAUAUUUCAGCCUCGAUAGUGUUAGUUCUGUUGCAGACGAAAUAACAGAUUUCUUGCUGUGUCGUAAGUGUGGACACGAAAUUGUUCGGGCAGCACACUUAAUCAACAUUCCAAGCAAGAUGGCGCUCAGACAAAGAAAUUCAACUCUUGGGGGUGUUCCAGAAAUUCUUAUUCAACAAUUUAGAAAUCCACAUGAUACUCAUUUUGAAGUUAUAACAACAGGUAAAGCAGAUGUUAUAGAAGAUUUACAGAAAUACAGUGAUGACACAUGGUUCCCUAAUUACAGCUGGUGGAUAACUACAUGUCCACAAUGUGGCCAACACAUGGGCUGGAUAUACAGAAUAAAUUCCGAGGGAACUUCAACAGAUGGCGGACCAGAACUAUUUUACGGCCUUGUGUUAGAUAAUUUACUCGAUCUACAAGAAGCAGAAUCAUUAAUCCAUUUUCCAAAGGCCUAUGGAUUCUGAUUGGGAGUUCUCUGAUGGGAGAUUUGUACCACAGUUCCAAAACUAUGCAAAUACAGAAGAGUCUACAAAUAAAGGACUAGAACGAAUAUUCAUACCCUGCCUACACUGCUCUCCGACAGGGUAUGAAGUCCCUCCCAUUGCCGAUAGUGUAGCAAGCCCCGAUGUAAUUCACAUCGGGCAGUAUAUUAGCUAUGAUAUGAUAAUUUCCUUCGAUAAAAAACACAUGUAAAUUGAUGAUUCUGGUAUCUAUUAUCAAUAUUCAAUCCACCAACCUGCGCAUUACGUCAUUUCUUUCACAAUAAAUGGUAAAAUCAAAAACGAGCAAGACACACGGAGAUAUCAGUUCAAACAUACCACCAUCUUUGAUACAAGUCCUUAUAAGGAAAUAAAAAUAAAUUGAUGCUAAUGAGAUUUCCCGCGAGACAAAGAGAUUUGGAGAUAUAUACCUCAGUGAGCAAUGUCAAGCAUUCUGAAAUUGAAUAAUUACACCAAGUAAGAUGCACUUUCUUCACAACCCUUACAAAACACUGGUUGAAUAUCUCUGAUAAGGUUUAUUUUUCAUCGUAGUAGCUUCAUCCAUAUACAUGUAUGGUCACGCAUACCAUAUCCAGAUUAGCAUCCUCGUGAGAGUUCUUCGAGAAGUAUCAUGGCGGAUUAUGGAGACAAACCUGAGUAGUAUAAUAUUGUAAUGUGCGAAUUAAAGAUUUCCAGAUGUGACGGUAGGCUAAAACAUUGCUUAAAUUGUAUUAUAAAUGUUUAAUUAUACAAAAAUAUUACUCCAAAGUUACAUGACAUCUGCUAUUUGUAGCAUUUUCGAGGUUCAUUGUUUUGCAACGCUAUCGUCAAUGGAAGGGAAUCGUAGCUCUGAUGACGACCAUCUGUCAGAAAUUGUCCAUCCGCCGUCCAGAGCUACGUUAUCGCAGCUAAUAAAGGACAUGUGAUAGUUUGAAUAUAGAUUUUGUUCAUGCAGCAAUGUUAUCUGAAGAUUUUUUUAUUGCAAACUGAAAGGCUGUAUUUAAUUUUAUAUCUUUAUCCAGCACUAUGCCCAUGCCUGAUAAUAAGUCUAUUGAUAAAAAAAAUGCAAUUCACUGCCCAGUUAUAUAACUGAUCCAUCCCCCUACAUUGUGUCAAAGGUGUUGUCCCCCAGGGCAGCAGGGUAAUUAUUGCAACUCUCAAAUGUGAUAGAUGGAUAUUUUUAAGAAAAAUUACUCAUGAAUUAUUAUGUGAAACACAUUUUUAGCUCACCUGGCCUAAAGUGCCAAGUCAGCUUACAACUUAGUGCGUCGUCCAUUAUUAAUCAUCCCUUCAUUGUCAAUUUUUUCAUUCAAAGAAAUUAUCCUCAAUAACUGAUAUUAGACCUGAAGCAUACUGGGGUAAAAAGCUACCAAGUUUGCUCAAAUGAAUGACCUUGACCUACAUUCAAGGUCGCAGGGGUUAAACAUGCUAAAAUCUAUAAGUAGCUUCUCAUUAACCAAGAUACACCUGAUAUUGCGUUUGUGAUAUGCUGGGCUGAAGGAGUUAACUAUGUUAAAAUCUUCAAAUAACUUCUCUUCAAUAACCAGGAGGUUAUGCGUCCUUAUAUAGGGUCUGUAGUAAGCUGGGAUGAAGAGCUGCAUAUUUGUUCAAAUAAAUGACCUUGACUUAUAUCCAGGGUCACAGGGAUCAAAUUUAUUUAAAACCAUUAAUCAAGUUCUGAAACCUCAAAAGGCUUAGUGGUGGCAUUUGGCCAGUGAUAUGCUCAGAUGAACAGUGACCACUUUAGGGUGUUGAUAUUCAAAUAAAUGACAAUGUAUUUUCAAGGUCAUAGAAAAUUAAAGAUGUUUAAAAUCUGUUAACAACUUCUUAACAAUCAAAUCACCUCGGUGUGUUCCAAAGAAAAAUUUUGUAGGCCAGUGACUUCAUUCAUUCAGUAUAAUGUUUACUACUCAAUAUGAUAAUAUGUCAUCAAAGUAUUGUUCUGUAUGUACGUGAAAAGCUGACUUCUCUAAGCAAGGUGUUUAUGUCAGCUCAUCCCGAAGGUGAUGUUCGGCCGUGUGUGACUACAAUCUACAUAGUCUACACCUGGUCAAGCUUAUAUACAGACAUUUACGUACCUGCAUUCGCUUGAUCGUAGACUACUCUUGCCAUUGUCGGCAUACUAUACUUGUUUGUAUAUUGUAUUCAAUCAUCUUUAAGGUAUA